GCUCCGUCCAACACCAGUAGUUCCCAAGCCGUGGGCGACACCCCUCAAGGCCCGACGCGUACUUGCACGGCGCGGCAGAGAGGUCCCAGCUCCUAGCUGCGUAGGCCCGGUGCCAUGGCUGCAGCCACCGAGUCCUCCCCGGCCGCCAGCGCCGCCGCCGCCGCUAGUAGGGCGUGGGAGUGGGAGGGGAAGGUGGUGUCGCCGGUGGCCGUGGCGACGGCGGACGAGGCGUGGGCGCUGCUGUCGGACUUCCUGGCGUUCCACCGGUGGCACCCGCGCGUGGCGGCGUGCCGGCUGGCGUCGGGCACCCCGCGCCUGCCCGGGUGCGUGCGCUACUGCGAGGGCACCGCCCCGCCGCCCGGCGGCGGCGGCGCGGCCGCGGCCGACUGGGCGCACGAGACGCUGCUCGAGUACGACGCCGAGCGCCGCUUCUUCCGCUACGAGAUGAACGACAACAGCAUGGGCUUCGGCCUCUUCUUCGCCACGUUCCGCGUCGUCCCGGCCGCCCCCGGCGCCGCCGCGGGGUGCGAGCUGCGCUGGGAGUUCGAGUGCGAGCCCGUGCGCGGCACGCCCAGGGAGGCGCUCGUGGCGCGCCUGCAGGCCGGGCUUGACGGCAUGGCCGCCCGGGUCCGCGACCACGUCCUGGCCGCUCGAGCCAACGCCGCCGCCGUGACGCCCGCCGCCGGCGAGCUCAAGCUCGACAACUCCAUCGCCGUCUGAUCGGUGGGACGCGCGCCCGGCCCGUCCGUUCGUUCGCUGCCGGUGCUCACGCUUACGCUGUCAUCGUCGCGGUUAAGUUGCUGUUAAUGUCUCGGCUGCUCCUGCAUGUACGCGUGUACGAUACGUGACCGUACGGUUAAUCUGCUACCUUAUCUCACCGUAUAAAUGUGCGUCGGGAAUAAAUGUAACGACGGUUAUGAAUAGGCGAUAAACAUGUGAGUAAAGUUUAGGCCUUGUUUUUUUACUAA
Messenger RNA from Panicum virgatum (switchgrass), 968 nucleotides. RefSeq names its product lachrymatory-factor synthase-like. Bases 115 to 720 code for a protein of 201 amino acids. NCBI's taxonomy places the organism in Eukaryota, Viridiplantae, Streptophyta, Magnoliopsida, Poales, Poaceae. The transcript has a single exon. The record is from RefSeq and is a predicted model, not a curated record.